Messenger RNA from Bombus terrestris (buff-tailed bumblebee), 1592 nucleotides. RefSeq names its product tRNA methyltransferase 10 homolog A. The transcript is spliced from 5 exons. Gene Ontology annotation, cellular component: nucleoplasm; nucleus. The record is from RefSeq and is a predicted model, not a curated record. Gene Ontology annotation, biological process: tRNA N1-guanine methylation. Bases 205 to 1173 code for a protein of 322 amino acids. Lineage: Eukaryota; Metazoa; Arthropoda; Insecta; Hymenoptera; Apidae. Gene Ontology annotation, molecular function: tRNA binding.
ACAAAAAUAAUUGAUGACGUUGAACGAUUUUGUUAUGAAGUAUAUAGUAUUAGUUUAGAUUUAUUGUAAUUUCUCAAGUGUGUUUUAAGUGCAGUUUGCGCCUGAAUGAAACGAGAUUUUUUUUAGGCAACUAUACUAUAACUCUUAGUGGAUCCUUUCGCAAAAACAGAACGCGAGUUUCAUCUCCAUAUUUUUUGUGAAAAUAUGGAGAAUGAGAAGGAUACAAAUAACAUUGGAAAUGAUACACAAUAUGCAAAAAUUUGUGAACAGAAAACAUGUUUCAAUACAGAUAAAAAGUUAUCAGAAUUACAUCCAAAUUUGAGUAAACAUCAGCUGAAGAAAGUAAAAAAAAGGGAAAAAUGGUUGACACGAAAGGUUGAACGAAGAUUACGUGAGCGAGAAAAAACAAGACAGAAACGAGCAUUCGCUCGUGCAAAUAAUAUAGAUCUUGGACCAUCCAGGAAAGCUUUAAAGAAAAGUACAAUGGCAGAUAGCAGUUGUAAAAUUGGGAUAACAGUCGAUUUGUCUUUCGAUGAUUUAAUGAUUGAUAAGGAUAUUGCAAAGUUAACUAAACAAAUACUAAGGUGUUAUACUUUGAAUAGACGAGCUAUUGCACCAAUGCAAUUUUCUCUUACUAGUUUUAAUGGGAAGUCAAAAGCUGAUAUGCAAAAGCACAAUGGAUACGAACAUUGGGAUGUAAAAUUUCAUGCAGAACCUUAUUUGGAUGUUUAUCCAAAGGAAAAAAUUAUAUAUCUUACUAGUGAAUCAGAAAAUAUUAUUACUCAGUUAGAAUGUGAUUAUGUGUACGUUAUAGGUGGUCUUGUUGAUCAUAAUAGUCAUAAGGGUCUCUGUCAUAAAUUAGCUAUACAAGCUGGUAUAACACAUGGCAGAUUACCUCUAGAUAAAUUCUUAAGUAUGAAAGCAAGGAAAGUUUUGACUGUUGAUCAUGUGUUUGAAAUUUUACUUAGAGUCAGUGAAGGAAAAACAUGGCAGGAAGCAUUUCUACAAGUUUUGCCAGAAAGAAAAAAUGCACAAUUAAUUGUACCAUUAGAAAACAAUAAAGAUACAUUACAUAUUUAUAAUGACAAGGAAGACAUUUUUCAGCAAAAUAAUGAAAUAGAAUCAAAUGUUAAAAUUAAUGAAUUUGAAAACAUGAAUAAUGUGUGUACAUAACAAAAAUAUGUUGUAAAUAAAAAAGUAAAUGUAAUAUUGUAGUAUAUGUACUCUGUUUUAUUUUUUUAUCAAUUAUUUUAUUAUCGUAGUAUAUUUUAUAAAAGAUACAUAUAUAUACACGAUGUACACAUAUGUAAAUUAUUAUAAAUAAAAAAUACAUAAAUUCAAAUGUAUUAAUAAAAAGAGACAAAUUUUGUUUCUAAGAAAUUAAACAUUAAGUACAUUAAGUGUAGAUGUGGGAUACAAUCUAGAAAUAGAGUAACACAAAUUACAAAGCAUUAAUGCACAUGAUCUAAAUAAAUUAAAGAUAUCUGCUUUUGUUUAAGGUAAUUUAACAGAUUCACUUUAAAUAUGAUUCUCUAAUGCAAAAUUAAGAUGUGGAGGUAAAACAAAAAUUGUUACACUUUAAAAAAUAUGAA